AAAGAGGGUAUUCCUAGAGGAAAAAAAACAAAAAACAAAAACAAAAAUAAAAACCAAAUCUAUUGCGAAGUGAAAAUUUAGCACGAAAUUUGCAGUUUUAACACAAAAACUGGUUUUGUAGGCGAAUAGCAAUUCAAGAAGCAGCAGCAAUAACAAUUUUUCACUCACAAAAAAUUAUACAAAAAACAAAAAUUCAAGUUAACAUUAAAUUGAAAAAAAAAAAAUAAAUAAAUAAAUAACAACGCAAAAUUCACAGGAAAUUUUCAAAACUCUACCUAAGCAAACAAAUACUUAACAAAUAAUAAAAUAAUAAAGCAACCAAACAGAAACAGAAACAAGGUCUGUAAAGAUCUUUGUCGAAACUUUGCUAAAAACCGUCAGCGCGCACAACACUCACUCAAGCGGCCAACAAAAACAACAACGCGCGCAUACAUAUUUACAUGCCAUACACGUAUGUAUGUAUGUCUGUAUUUGUGGUUAAACACCUAGGUGAAUAAUACUCGUAACAUUUGCGAAAUUGGAAAUAAAACCAGCAACAACAAAAACCAAAGGGUUUCUCCACGCCAAAUCAUAAGCUGUUCAUAUUUGACUGUAUAAAAAUUUUUUUUUCGGUGUAGUUGUCAUAUAAAUUCUUUCAAAACGGCGCAGAAAUUCAGUCCACUCAAGCGCAAAAACGUUGCAGAGCCGACACACCAACUCCUCAGCAACAAUAGUCGCGCACCACUCAGCAACAUGUCACAGUUGAUGUUUUGGAAUAAGCAGAACAACAACAAUAACAUAAAAAAUCAAUCAAAUGAUAAUGGCAAGAGCAAUAAUAACGGUACGACAGAGGAUGCAAAGAAGGAUAAGCGCAAUUGGUUGCAUACGCCUGAUGCGCUUGUGAAUGGCCACGUCGUCUAUCUAGUCAAGUUCUUUGGUAAUUUGCCCGUGGAGCAGGCAAAAGGCAUUGAAGUUGUCAAAGAUGCCAUACGGAAGUUGCAAUUCGCGCAGGAGAUGAAGAAGGCCGAAACAGGUACUCAGGAAAAAUGUAAAAAAGUAGAGAUUACCAUCAGUGUGGAUGGUGUGGCCGUACAGGAGCCACGCACACAAAAAAUUCUUCAUCAAUUCCCGCUGCACAACAUUUCCUAUUGUGCCGAUGAGAAGGGUGUGAAGAAAUUCUUCAGUUUUAUUGCGAAAUCAGUUAAGCCACUGGAUGGCGGCAUUAACGGCACCAGCAAUGGAGUGAGUAGCUCGAAUGGCAGCAACAGCACCGGUGGCAGUAACACAGAGGAGACACAUGAGUGCUUCGUCUUCAUAUCGAAUAAGUUGGCGUCGGACAUUACAUUGACCAUUGGACAAGCAUUCGAUUUAGCCUACAAAAAAUACAUAAACAGCGUUGAAAAGACGGAUCUGGGUAAAGUGCAGCAACAGAAUACCGAAUUGGAAAAAGCGCUCGCCAUCUAUAAGAGUCGACUGCGUGAGUUAUCGUUAAAACUGCCAAAAUCCGAGUUGGAUUCGAUGCUCUUCAAAAUGGGCAUCAAAGAUAUACUCGAGUUGCCUGCCGCUGAAAAUGGCGUUCUAACCAACGGCAACGCCACCAAAGCAAACAUGCUUGAAGACAAACUGCUGAUCGACACCAAUUCGACGCAUUCGAUGAAAUCGUCAUCGGGCUCGUCGUCAUCCUUUGUGCCAAUUGUGCCGCCACGCAACAACAUACCAAGCCAAAUUAUACACAAAUCGAAUAGCCAAAAAAUGGAGGAGUUGCUACUCAACUCCGAUUCGGAUAGUGAUUUUGAUCCGCGUGCCGAUGAGUGCGUCGAUGGCGGCAGUACCAGCAGUGGCAAGAACAUCAGCAACGAUCUGUUCGGCUUCGAGCCAUCCAAAACGUAUGGCCAGCAAUUGUUCACCAACCAGAAUAAUAAUGUAAACAAUAAUAGUGUUAACAACAACAACGACAUUAAAUCGAUUAACAAUAAUCACAAUGGCAUCAGCUUGAAUCUGAGCAGCGUCAGCAGCAACAGCAACCAAUUAAGCAACAAUAAUUUUACAAAUGAUUUGAAUCUGACGCCACCAUUAUUGGCACCUCCACCUAAAGUGGCCGCACCUAGGCGCAGUACAUCGGUCACGAACAGCAUCACAAGCAGCAACAACAAUAAUAACAUUGCCAUGACCAACGGCAAUACGGAUUUAUUCGGCUCAGAUCCAUUCGAAAUAAAUAAUGGGCCCAGUAUUUUCAAGAGUAAGAUGCUGACCGUAGACGACUUUACGUUAGAAAGUUUGGAUCCACUGCGAAAGUAGGACGGCACACCGGUGACUUCCCGCUGCAGUGCUGACUCCUCUUAAUAUUGGCCUGAACGCUUUCAACUUCAUACCAACUACUACUACUACUACUACAAGAACAUCUUCAGCUGUGAAUCUCUACAACGCUUACUUGGGCACGAAUUUUCAAUGAAUGUGAAAGCUAUCAAAACAAAAAUUGAAAACAAAAAACAAACAACGUUUCAUAAAACUGUAAUAUGUUUGCAUCGAAUAUUUGUAUACGUUUACUUAUAUAUAUAUGUAUGUGUGGAUAUACAUACAUACAUGCAUGGCAUUUCCAAAUGCAUAUGUAAAAUCCCCUUUGUAACACCACACACACACACACACAUAGAGCAUAUAAAUAUGUAUAGCCACAUUGCAUUGGGAGAAGAAGAAAAAAAUGUUAAACUCAGUUCGUACUUCCGUUAAAAUGCUGUACUCCUUACACUCUCUUUAUGUUAAUAUUGUUUCUGUAAUCGCAUGACGUAUGCACAUGCGAGAGUAUGUUGUAGUAAGUUUAACAGUUGCAAUAACAAAAUGUAUGGUAUUUGCCCCUCAUCCGCUGCAGUUCAGCUAAUUAUAACCCAAUUAUGCAUAUAUGUAUGUAACUAAAUAUAAAACUAUGAAAAUUAUAUGAUAUGUAUUAUUUUAUUUAUUACGUUUUUUAACAUGAACAUAAAUACUAUAUAUGUAUGUGUAAUCUUUUGAAUUAUUAUUACUAUAUUAUUAUGAUAAUUAUGAAAUACUGAUUAUUGAUUUUUUGUAGCCGCAAUUAAAGUCGUUAAUUAUAAUAAGGGCAGCGAUGAUGAUGAUGAUGAUUACAAUGAUGAUGAUGAUGAUGUAGAUGUUGUCGAUGUGGAGUUAAAAGUUACAUAUAAUUAUGUUGUUUGAGUAAAGUGAUAGUAAAGCACACUCCUUCCUCCUUAUAAAAGUGUAUAUGUAUGUAUGUAUGUAUCUACUACUUUCUCUUCCCCCUUACACUCACUUAUACAUACACGCAUAACUAAAUACAUGCAUAUAAUUUAUAUUAAAAAAAAACAAGUUAAAGUUAUUAUUAUUAUGGUAAUGAUCGCUAUUAUUACAAAUAUUUUUAACGUUAUGUAAUAUAAUUAAAGAAAAAAAAACAACAAAAAAACAAUACUGCUGCAAAUUUGAUGAUUUGUCUAAAUGAAUAAUGUUAGAAAAGAGAGCAAAACACACACACACACACACCUACAGUAAAUAAAUAUGUAAUAAUUAUGUAAUUCGCAUUGUUAUGUUAAAAGAGUAUGAAAUCGAGGAUGCCUGUAUGUUUCCGAAGAUGAUCGAUUAAGAUGUUGAUAAUGAUGCAGAAGUUGGUGAUUAUUAUUAUUAUUGUAAUUUUGUAUAUUGUACGUUAUUUGCUAGCGAAGAAUAAAUAAAGAAAAAAAUUUGUAAAAUA
Anastrepha obliqua is the source of this 3697-nucleotide messenger RNA. It is a transcript of the gene ced-6, whose product is annotated as PTB domain-containing adapter protein ced-6. Lineage: Eukaryota; Metazoa; Arthropoda; Insecta; Diptera; Tephritidae. Bases 733 to 2277 code for a protein of 514 amino acids. The record is from RefSeq and is a predicted model, not a curated record. The transcript has 7 exons.